AUGAUUUCAGAGUCUGCAUUCCCUCUCGCUAUUCUGGUAGCAACAUCUGUAGUUGCUUAUUUACUAUUAAAGAUCGUUCGCACUACGAGUGAACCUGCAGGAGUCUUGCCUCCAGGUCCUGAGCAACUGCCUCUCAUAGGCAAUGUGCACCAGAUGCCUCCUAAAGAAGACUGGCUGACAUUCAGCAAAUGGUCGAAGCAAUAUGGAGAUAUGUUUUACCUUAGCAUCCUUGGAAAACCUCUUAUCGUGGUGAACUCCAUGCAAAUAGCAUCGGAUCUACUGGACAAACGCUCCGUCAACUAUAGCGAGCGGCCUACUUUUCAAAUGGCAGGGGAAAUUAUGGGAUGGUCCAAAUCUGUUGUUCUUUCUCAGUAUGGUGAUAGGCUAAAGCGCUACCGCAAGCUACUUCAGUCUGUCUUGGGCCGGAGCUCUGCACCCCGGUUUCGUCCACUUCAACAAGAGGAAGCUAUGCGUUUUGCUCUCAGGAUGAUGAAGACCCCCGAAGACCUUGUACAACACAUCCGACAUAAUGCGGCCGCGGUGAUAAUGAAGAUUGGAUACGGAUACGACGUGUCCUCUACUUCUGACAGGUACAUUAGUAUUGCAGAGCGCGCGCUUGGUCUUUUUGCAGCGGCAACUGUCCCUGGCGCUCAUCUGGUUGAUCUCUUCACUUGGAUGCGCCACCUCCCCGCCGUGACUUCCAGCAAAGUGGCAAGGGAAGGAAACGCGGCUCUCAUGGAGAUGGUCGAACGUCCAUUUGGAGAUGUAAAGAAGUCGCUCCAGGAGUGUGGCGAAGAGGACCAAUAUUCGUUUGUUAGCGCCAGCCUUCGCGCUCAGGCUGAUGAUGACGAUCAUAUUCAAUGGGCGGCUGCCUCGUUGUAUGCUGGUGGCGCUGAUACCACCGUCUCGGUCGUGGAAACGUUCUUCCUUGCAAUGGCUCUAUAUCCUGACAUUCAGCGUCGGGCACAAGAAGAAAUCGACCGAGUCUGCACGGUAUUUGGUGAUGUAAACACACGCCGGCUUCCAACCAUCAACGACCGCGACGCCCUUCCGUUUACUUGGGCCAUCUACCAAGAGUGCUUGCGAUGGGGCGUUGUCACGCCCUGCCAGUACCAUGUAUCCCGAAACGAAGACGUAUAUGACCUUGAUCACGGCGCAUAUAGCCAGGUUAGGAUUCCGAAAGGUACACUUGUGGUAGUGAACGCUUGGUCCAUCCUCCAUAACCCCGAUACUUACCCGAGGCCAUUCGAGUUUGACCCAACUCGAUACCUUGGCGAGAAGGAAAGCACACAGCCGGACCCUCGUGACGUGGCUUUCGGAUGGGGUCGAAGGCGCUGCCCCGGUACCAUCAUCGGAGAUGAUUACGUCUUUGCAACAAUUUGCACCACGCUCGCGACUCUGUCGAUUUCGAACGCCCGGUCCAAGGCGGGAGUGCCUAUCCCCGUUCCUCGUCCCGAUGUUGAGGCGGACAUGUGGCGUUAUACCACUGGAAGUAUUAGCCAUCCAGAGCCAUUUGAUGUCACAGUGGUGCCUAGGGCUGGGGCCUUGGAUACAGUAGAGGCAGGCACAGACCGCCAUUAA
Rhizoctonia solani is the source of this 1581-nucleotide messenger RNA. RefSeq names its product cytochrome P450 family protein. NCBI's taxonomy places the organism in Eukaryota, Fungi, Basidiomycota, Agaricomycetes, Cantharellales, Ceratobasidiaceae. Gene Ontology annotation, molecular function: monooxygenase activity; oxidoreductase activity, acting on paired donors, with incorporation or reduction of molecular oxygen; heme binding. The transcript has 11 exons. The record is from RefSeq and is a predicted model, not a curated record. The coding region runs from base 1 to 1581 and encodes 526 amino acids.